UUGGCUCCCUCCUCCCUGCGCAGAGCAUGGCUUGGCUGGCGGGGCUUCUGCGGCGGAUUGGGGCUUUGCUCGCCGUCUUGCUCGCCUCGUCCUACCGGGCCCUCGCCGUUGCCGCCUCCCAGGCCCGGGCCGCGCCGCGCCUGCUCCAGCUGCCCAUGGCUUUGGCCGGCCCACUGCUGUUCCGCGUCGGGUACAAUCUGUAUGCCCACACCCGGCUGGGUUACCUGUUCUACAAGCGGCAAGUAAAGAAAGCACGGGAGCGAUACCCCCAUGGGCAUUCCCUUCCCCAGCCUGCAGUGUUCAAUGGGAUGAAGAUACUGCCUAUCCCUGUUUUGUCCAAUAACUACAGCUACCUUGUUAUUGACACUGGAUCCAACUGCGCUGUCGCUGUGGAUCCCUCGGACCCUUUGGCUGUGCAGUCAGUCAUUGAAAAAGAGGGAGUGACGCUGGAGGCCAUCCUGUGCACUCACAAACAUUGGGAUCACAGUGGGGGCAACGCAGCACUGAAGCGACGGCACAGUUCCUGCAGAGUCUAUGGCAGCAGUUAUGAUGACAUCCCUGAGCUGACAGACCCCCUCACAGACAAGGAGACCAUCACGAUAGGGCGAUUGAACUUCAAGGCCCUCUUUACUCCAGGACAUACUGUGGGACACAUGGUCUACCUACUGGAUGGAAAGCCUUUCGAGGGACCAGCCUCCCUCUUCUCUGGAGACCUCCUCUUCCUCUCCGGCUGUGGGCGGAUAUUUGAAGGCACCCCAGAAACAAUGUUGGCAUCUCUAGACUUGGCAGCUAACCUUGCUGAAGAUACGCUGCUUUGGCCAGGGCAUGAAUAUGCUUUAGAGUGCCUCAUGUUUGCAAACCUUCUGGAACUGGAGAACCCAUUUCUGUUGCAGAAGUUACAAUGGGUGAAUCAACAGCGAACUGAGAAGAGAAGUACGUGUCCUUCUACCAUUGGUGAGGAAAAACAAUACAACCCCUUCCUGCGGACACAUUGCCAGGCCAUCCAAGAUGCCAUGGGCCUGCAACGUCAAAGUGGUGAGGACUGGGAUGCCUUCCGGGCCCGGGUGCUGAAAGAAGUGCGGCUGCGGAAAGACGUCUACAAAGCGAACUAGCAAUAGAGAUGGUGCCAGGCUGGAAUGGCCAGGGUUUUACCUGUGUAUAGGAGCCCAUCAGGGCCUUUGCAAGGAGGAGUCUGGUCACAAAAUGGGCUGUGCCCUACUGAAGAGGGAUCUACUUGAAUGCUGGUGUAACCCCCAAUGUGAAGUGAAUGGCAAAUCUGAGUCAACCUCCCUCCUUCUCAGAAAGCUUGGUUACAACUGCUGCUGAACCUGAAGAGUGGGACAUACUUGCAGUCUUUUAGUCAAGGGAUAAUUUCAUGGGAACUGUAAUGGAUUUCUUCUUCUUUUCUGACAAAACCGAACAAGUUCCUGUGGCCCUGUUAUUUUGGAGCUUACUUAUUGGGACCAAGGUGAAGAGAGGAUUCAGCAGCAUAGGCCAGAGCUUAGAAGAGACACUGAGACUUGUCAUCUCUGAUUUCAGACACAAUUUCAUAAUAAGCAUCAUAAUUUUAUGCACAGGAAGCGUGCAUGAUUGUGUUUGGAUAUGCCUGCCUAUUUCUCACUCAGGUGGUGGUAAUGUGGGAAGGGGUAUCUCUUGGAUUUUGCUAUAAGCACAAUUGCAAUCCUUUGUCCAUCUCUCUGGAGACACUAAUGCACACGGGUGAGUUUUGAGGCUCUGUCUGGUCUUCCAACACUUUCCAAGCAGACAAGAAGGGACCCUUGCCUUUCCUUUGAGCAGCUAAGACUAAAUACUACUGAGAAUUAUCUCCUUUCUGCUCUUCUCCUACAAGGCCUGUUACCUUUCCUUUUAAAAAAAAAAAGUCUCUACAGUCAAGGAGAUCAAAGCAUCUCGAACAAGUGGGCCAAGCAUGGAUUUAUGACACAUGUUCUUGGAAGGCACAUGUUUAGGCAUGUGGAGCUUCCAGCAAUUCUGCAGCCGCUUCUGAAAGCACAAAUUCUUAUAUAAGAGUUCAAGUCAACAAUUGCUGUCCUUCCUACAGAUGCAGGAGAACAGAGUAGGAAAACUGUGAAUGUGUUACUUGUCCCCAAAGGAGGCCUCUCAGUCGGAUAGAUGGCUUCUUACUACUGGUAUUAUAUGAAAGUUACUUGUAGAAAUGAUUGUACAUGUUUACUAUGGGGUGUUUAAUUCAGUCCAUUUGGUUGCGUGGUUUCCUUUUGCUCCUGUCCGGUAGUCUGUCACUAUAGUAAAGGGUUACCAUCACGAGACAGAAUUUAAGUGUUUAUUGUUAGAUUAAAUAGCCAGGACAGUCUUCCUAAAGUUGGUGCCUUUUAGAGGUUGUAGACCAGUGUUUCCCAACCUGUGGGUCCCCAGAUGUUUUGGCCUUCAACUCCCAGAAAUCCUAAGAGCUGGUAAACUGGCUGGGAUUUCUGGGAGUUGUAGGCCAAACACCUGGAGACCCACAGAUUGUAGAUUGUAACUCACAUCUUCUAGAUUGUAACUCGCAUCUUCCCCAGAGAGCAUGUCCAUCACAGGGCACCAGGCCAUGGAAGGCUGAUAGCAAAUGGUGUUAUACUGUUUGUUGUUCUGCAGUGCUUAUAUUUGUUCCACAUGUUGACAGGGUUUACACUUUGGUGUUUCUCCUAUCCUUUAAGUCCUCAGUGUUUGCAAGGACAUAAAACACUAUUUUACUCAAAAGAACAAAAAGUUUGCUGAGAAAUAAUAAAAGAAAUGUUGUUUCCUUCUUCAGAUGUGUUAAAAUUAUGAAAAGAACAUGUGGUAUGAAAAGGACAAAAUUGACAAAGUUUGAAAUAUCACAUACUAUUUCUUUAACCUCAAGUGAGAGAGUUUUUUGAGAACCUCUCAAAGGCUAAGUUUUUAAGGAAAACAUUUUCGUACUGUGAAAUGGAUGCUUACACAGAUGUAACUCUACCUGGAAGAGGAUGAAAUCCAGAGCUUGGAAGGUUACUUUUUGGACAGGAACUUCCAGAAUCUCCUAGCCAUCCUGUUCACUAGCAAUAUUAGCUCAAGGAUUUGGGAGUUAUAGUCUGAAAAAGUAACUUUCCAAGCUGUGCUUAAAUGUGAGUAACUGAAAGCUGAACCACUAAAGUUCAUUACAUUUGGACUACAGUAUAAUGGUUGUGUAGAAAAGGGAAUUUCAGUAAGUGGUGUUUAUCAUGCAGAAAAUAAACACAACCCGUAAAG
Anolis sagrei ordinatus is the source of this 3222-nucleotide messenger RNA. Its product is annotated as probable hydrolase PNKD. The record is from RefSeq and is a predicted model, not a curated record. Gene Ontology annotation, cellular component: mitochondrion. Gene Ontology annotation, molecular function: hydroxyacylglutathione hydrolase activity. Lineage: Eukaryota; Metazoa; Chordata; Lepidosauria; Squamata; Anolidae.